Molecule: messenger RNA, 2560 nt
Organism: Talpa occidentalis (Iberian mole)
Lineage: Eukaryota; Metazoa; Chordata; Mammalia; Eulipotyphla; Talpidae
Gene: SIK1
Product: salt inducible kinase 1
Exons: 13
Coding region: 1-2361 (786 amino acids)
Biological process (GO): protein phosphorylation; microtubule cytoskeleton organization; intracellular signal transduction
Cellular component (GO): cytoplasm
Molecular function (GO): tau-protein kinase activity; ATP binding; protein serine/threonine kinase activity
Source: RefSeq, a predicted model, not a curated record
AUGGUGAUCAUGUCGGAGUUCGGCGCGGCGCCCGCGGGCCAGGGCCUGGGCCAGCAGAAGCCGCUGCGCGUGGGCUUCUACGACGUGGAGCGCACCCUGGGCAAGGGCAACUUCGCCGUCGUGAAGCUGGCGCGGCACCGAGUCACCAAAACCCAGGUUGCAAUAAAAAUAAUCGAUAAGACACGCUUAGAUUCAAGUAACUUGGAGAAAAUCUAUCGGGAGGUUCAAAUCAUGAAGCUUUUGAAUCACCCACACAUCAUAAAGCUCUACCAGGUCAUGGAGACGAAGGACAUGCUCUACAUCGUCACCGAGUUCGCCAAAAACGGAGAAAUGUUUGAUUACCUGACUUCCCACGGGCACCUCAGCGAGGAGGAAGCGCGGAAGAAGUUCUGGCAGAUCCUGUCGGCCGUGGAGUACUGCCACAGCCACCAUGUCGUUCACCGGGACCUCAAGACCGAGAACCUGCUGCUGGAUGCCAACAUGGACAUCAAGCUGGCAGAUUUUGGAUUCGGGAAUUUCUACAAGUCGGGAGAGCCUCUGUCCACGUGGUGUGGGAGCCCCCCCUACGCAGCCCCCGAAGUCUUUGAGGGGAAGGAGUACGAAGGCCCCCAACUGGAUGUCUGGAGCCUGGGCGUGGUGCUGUACGUGCUGGUCUGCGGCUCCCUGCCCUUCGAUGGGCCCAGCCUGCCGGCGCUGCGGCAGCGGGUGCUGGAGGGCCGCUUCCGCAUCCCCUUCUUCAUGUCCCAAGACUGUGAGACGCUGAUCCGCCGCAUGCUGGUGCUGGACCCCGCCAAGCGCAUCACCGUGGCCCAGAUCCGCCAGCACAGGUGGAUGCAGGCCGACCCCUCUGUGCCGCAGCUGGCCUGCCCGGCCCUCUCUGUGCUCAGCUGCGGCUCCAACCUGGGCGACUACGACGAGCAGGCGCUUGGCAUCAUGCAGGCCCUGGGCGUCGACCGGCAGAGGACUGUGGAGUCCCUGCAGAACAGCAGCUACAACCACUUUGCCGCCAUUUACUACCUCCUCCUUGAGCGGCUGAAGGAGUAUCGGGGCAGCCCACCAGGGGCCCGGCCCGGGCUGGCCAGGCAGCAGCGACCCCGGAGCUCCGACCUCAGCGGUUUCGAGGUGCCCUCAGAAGGCUUUCCUGGAGACGCUUUCCGAUCUGCCCUGCUGUGCCCACAGCCCCAGACCCUGGGCCAGGCCGUCCUGCAGGCCGACAUGGACUAUGGCCUCCACGGCGCGCUGCAGCCCCUGCUCUUCCCCGUGGACGGCAGCUGCAGCGCAGGGCUCCGGCAGCGCCCCCUGUCGCCCAGCAGCCUGCUGGACACCGCCAUCAGCGAGGAGGCCGGGCAGGGCGCAGGCCUGGAGGAGGAGCUGGAGGCGCCGGAGGAGCCCUUGCCUGGCAGCACCGGCCGGAGACACACCCUGGCCGAGGUCUCCGCCUGCUGCUCCCCGUGCGCCCCUCCCUGCAUCGUCGUCUCCUCCGCAGCCGGCCCCUCCGACGGCACCAGCUCCGACAGCUGCCUGACCUUCUCCGCCGGCAGCGGCCCUGCGAUGUUCGGCGGGUGCCUGGCUGCCCAGGGGCUGGUGGGCACCUGCUCCCCACUUAGACUGGCCUCGCCACUCCUAGGGGCUCAGUCCGCAACCCCGGUGCUGCAGGCACAGGGGGCUCUGGGUGCAGCUACCCUGCUCCCCGUCAGCUUUCAGGAAGGACGGAGGGCGUCAGACACGUCGCUCACGCAAGGCCUGAAAGCCUUCCGGCAGCAGCUGAGGAAGAAUGCCAGGGCCAAAGGGUUUCUGGGGCUGAACAAGAUCAAGGGGCUGGCCCGCCAGGUGUGCCAGCCCUCCUCCUCCAGCCGGGCCACCAGAGCCGGCCUGAGCCCCUUGCAGCUGCCCGCCCCGAGCCCAGGCCUGGCCGGAGGUGGGGCUGGCGGCCGAGAGGGCAGGAGCCUGCUGGAAGAGGUCCUGCACCAACAGAGGCUGCUCCAGCUCCAGCACCACCCUAGCACCCUACCUGGCUGCCAGCCGGCCCCGCUGGCCCUUGUGCCCGCCGACGGCGCCCGGGCGCCCUCGCUCCCCAGUACCCUCCUCGUAUCCGGACUGCAGAAGGGGCUGGGGCCUGGCCCGCUGCCACCACCCCCCGUCCUCCAGGCCGGCGUCUCCCCGGUGGCAUCGGCCGCCCAGCUCCUGGACGCCCACCUGCGCAUCAGCCCGCGCGCCGCCCCGCUGCCCGCCGCCCCGGCCCUACCGCCGCACUUCGCCAUGCUGCGCCCCGGCCUGGAGCCGGCGGGGCUGCCUCAGGGGGACUGCGAGAUGGAGGACCUGACCGCCAGCCGGCGGGGCACCUUCGUCCUGGUGCAGUGAGGGCCGGCAGCGACUCUUCAAAGCAAUAAUUUCAGAGGACGUGAAGACGUUUCGGGACUGGAAGCCGGCGGCUCUGGAAGCAGAUCAAGCAAUACGUUUGGUGUUUGGCUUUUGGUUUAUUUUCUGUUUUACUGGUUUUCUUGCACUGAACAGCUGCAGCUCUGAGGAGGGUGGAAACUGGUGACGGGGUCACUGAGGG